AUGUCCAAGUUGCUGUACAAGACUGUGAUGCAGCUCGACAGAGACAGAGUGACACUGACCUGUACAGUAGAGUCUUAUGCAUGGGAGUUUUACUGGUACAGACACAGACCAGACUCUACACCAGUAACCUCAACCUCUGGAUACUCCUACCCACUCAGCAGGGUCAGUGUCUCUGAUGGAGGACAGUACUGGUGCAGAGCUGGGAGAGGAGACCCAGUCUACUACACCCUGUACAGUGACCCAGUCCAGAUAAACAUUACUGAGAGACCUAUUGCUGUUCUGACCCUCCAAACCAACUGGACCCAGAUAUUCAUUAGAGAGACUGUCAUUAUGAGAUGUGACAUACAGGGAGGAGGAGACACUGAAUGGCAGUAUGAGUGGUAUACGAAUGGUUAUUCAGUCUACUCUAUUACAAAGUCUGAGUACAGAAUCAGUCCUGUCUACAUGUCUAUCAGUGGUUCAUAUACCUGUAAGGGUGUAAAGGGAAGGACGUUCUCCAAGACCAGUGAUGCUGUACAACUGACUGUGUCUGCUGCUCUGAGUAUCUCUUCUCAGUGGCUGAACCCUGGAGACUCAGUGAUUCUGAGCUGUGGGGUGAAAGAGUCUACAGGCUGGAGGUUCUCCUGGUACAGGACUGUUCCCUACAGAGCUGGGUUACCCUCCCUAUCAGACCAAUCUUAUUCUCUACAGCCCCUAUCUGACAAUGGGACUACUGAAGACUCCUACACUCUGAUCCCUGCUGGUCCUACUCCCACAGGAGGAUAUGUGUGUAGAGCUGGGAGAGGAGACCCAGUCUAUGACACACUCUACAGUGAACCUCAGUUUCUCUGGUCAGGAGAUCUGCAGCCUUCAGUGUCUCUCAGAAUAAGUCCCAACGCAACUCAACACUUUACAUCAAAGUCUCUCUCACUGAGCUGUGAGGAGAAGGGGAACUGUACUGGAUGGAGACUGAUGAGCUACAGAGAGAGUGGAGUGAAGUCAGGGUGUGUCUCUAACUGGGGAUCAGUAACAGAAUCCACCUGCACCAUCACAUCAUUGAAAACAUGGUACAGUGGAGUGUUCUGGUGUGAGUCUGGAUCAGGAGAGUACAGUAAUGCUGUCAACAUCACAGUAAAUGAUGGUGAUGUGAUCCUGGAGAGCCCUGCUCAUCCCGUGACUGAAGGAGACUCUCUGACUCUGAGCUGUAAAUACCGGACAAUCAGCUCAAACUUCAAAUCAGAUUUCUACAAAAAUGGAGUACUCAUCAAGAAUGAGACCACAGGAGAGAUGACCAUCCGUACAGUAUCCAAGUCAGAUGAAGGAUUCUAUAAGUGUAAAUCAGGUCAAGGAGGAUCACCAGAGAGCUGGGUGACAGUGAGAGUCUCUCCAGUCGUAGCUCCUGGAUCCUCUACAUCAGUCCUAGUAGGAGUGGUUGUGGGUCUGGUUGUUGCUGGUGUUCUACUGGUCAUUCUCCUGGUCCUGCUGUGGAGAUAUCAAAACAGCAAAGGUUCCUGUUUCAACAGAAUAUUCUGGCCCCCUCAGCCCCAGAGCACCAACCAGGACCCCCAACAGGACCAAGGAUCUACCCAGGGCCAGGCUCCUGAUACUGGGUAUACACAUCAGCAGCAUGAUGCUGCUGGUGCUUCUGCUGCUGGACCAAGUCAUGUGACUUACGCCCAGAUUCAACUGAACAAGUUGGACAAGAAAGCAGCAGCUGGUCCUGCUGAUGUGACCUAUGCUGAGAUUGACCUCCAAAAGAAGGUCAAAGCCAAGAAGAAGAGAGGUCAUUGA
Molecule: messenger RNA, 1770 nt
Organism: Coregonus clupeaformis (lake whitefish)
Lineage: Eukaryota; Metazoa; Chordata; Actinopteri; Salmoniformes; Salmonidae
Product: Fc receptor-like protein 5
Biological process (GO): cell surface receptor signaling pathway
Molecular function (GO): transmembrane signaling receptor activity
Source: RefSeq, a predicted model, not a curated record